AACUUUUCUUGAUUCUGUACUUGUUUCAAUCUAGACUAGUUUCUCUCAUCCAAUUGUACAGCAGUUUUCCUGAGACAGCACUAUCGUGAGGAUUUGUUUUUCUUUCUCUUCAAUUGGAUCCCUCAUUUUCUGGAUCCCAUGUCUCAAUUUACUUCUUUGUUAACAUGGAGCACUUCUUUCAGUAGUUUCUUGGGAAUGAGUGCGUGAGAGGUAAGUCAGUUACUUAGUGACUUCACAUUUCUGAAAGAUAGUUUGCAUGGAAAUUCUAGGUGGAAAAUCAAAUUUGGAAUUUUUGAAAAUUUUGACAAGUGUAUUCAAAUUCAGAAUUUUGAAGGCAUUGCUCUAUUCUAAUUUGCAAAAUCUUGAGAUAUCUGAUGCAGUUUUUAUUUUUGUUUGUUUUCUCAGCAUCUCUGUUUCUAGUGUUCUAAAAUUGCAUGAUACUGUGCUUUGGUGGGAUUGGCAAGCUGGAAAAUAUUAAGUUCUUGAUCUCUCGUCUUCCUCCUCAUUUUCUUUGUUCUGGAACUCUAUGACAUAGUGGAGCUCCCAAAUUGAAUCUUGGGCCUUAUCUUUUUUUCUGUCUGGGAUAUUUCUCUAAGACAAUUUUCCAAUUUGUAUUGCAUUUUAUUUUUGGCUAGCAUUAAAUUACUUGCCUCUGUAUAGCUCCACGCCACACUCUUGCCUCUAAAUCCUAGGCCUGCCUGAAUUCUGCAGGGUCAGUCCUACUGUCACUCAUCCAUGAUAGCCCUGCUAAGGCAGAUACCACUCUUCUUACCAUGUUCAAUACAUUUAUUGAGCUCUUCAGUAUUGUUUCUUCCUAUUUUAAUUUUUCUGGUUUUGUAAUUUGUACUCCUGCUCUUUUACUGGGCUUUUGGGAGGAAGAAGAUAUAGAGUGUUAAUCUGCAUGUUGAAUUUAUAUGCAGGUGACUUUAUUCAUGAAACUUGUGGUAACUGCUAGACAAGGGUGGCUGGGUGUUCAAUGUGUAAGAAUGCUUGUGUUUCCUUGAAAGUAGAAAAAUGCUGUGUGAUAGACUAGUUGUUCAUUGCUUGAUUCUUGAUUAAUUUUGCCCGCUUUCAUUAUUUUGAGGCUCAAGCAUUUUGAAGUAUUCAUUGUCUGUGACUCCUCUUUGAUGGGUACUAAAUUUCCUGGGAGUGAAUUUAGAUACCCUGAGAUGUAUAUAUGAAAGAAAAAGCAAAUACUUGAGAAUGUCCCUAGAUUAGACACUUCAUGUGAGAAUAUCUCUUUUUGUGACCCGAAACUCUUUUUUUUUUUUUUUGAGAUGAAGUUUCAUUCUUGUUGCCCAGGCUGGAGUCCAGUGGUAUAGUCUGCUUCAGCCUCCUGAGUUGCUGGGAUUACAGGCAUGUGCCACCACACCCGGCUAAUUUUGUAUUUUUAGUAGAGAUGGGGCUUCUCCUUGGUCAGGCUGGUCUCGAACUCCCGACCUCAGGUAAUCUGCCUGUCUCGGCCUCCCAAAGUGCUGGGAUUACAGGCGUGAGCCACCGCGCUGGGCCCCAAAACUCUUCUUAAAGGUGGUCUUGCAGGUACGUUAUAGUUAAAAUGAAGUAGGUUGUCUUGCUUUGUUCUUAAGUGGCUCUCCAGAAGUCUAACUGGUCUAAAGGCAGUCUUAUCCCCCUCACUGUUGUAUAGUUGAAUUCAGACUUGAAUGCGAGGUGUGGGUUUACAUCUCAUCUCUGCCACUUAUAAUCAGUGUAUCCCUCAACAAUUAAAUUCCUUAGUCUCCAUUUCCUUCCUCCUUCAGGGGAGGUUAAUAUUCCACAAAGUUAGAAGUUACAGGAGAGAGGAAAAGUAGUAAAUGCCCCAAAAUGAGGCAGUUCUAUUAUAUCUUCAAAGGAUACAUGGCUCAAGGCAGAUCAGGUAGUUGGGAGAUUUCUUAAAAACAGCAUAAUAGCUAACAUGAACAUUUUCAUUAUUCAGAGAAAUUUGACAUAGCUUUUUAACGUAUAAUAUGUUUCUGAGAAAAGUUACUAAUUAUAUUGUCUUCCUCCAAGAAUUAGUCUUUGGGUACAGAUGAGGCUUGAAAAAAUGACAUUCCCUCUUAGACUAGAUAGUGUGAAGGGAAAAAAAAAUGACAUUCCUCUUCCCCAAAAGCAGAGUGAGGUCCGUAUGGGAUAUAGGUGUAAAGAAAAUUUUGGGCUGGGCAUGGUGGCUCAUGUUUGUAAUCCCAGCACUUUGGGAGGCCGAGGUGGGUGGAUCACUUGAGGUCAGGAGUUCAAGACUAGCCUGACCAACAUGGUGAAACCCCAUCUCUACUAAAAAUAAAAAAAUUAGCCAGGCAUGGUGGCACAUGCCUGUAAUCCCAGCUGCUCGGGAGGCUGAAGCAGGAGAAUCUGGAAGCAGGAAGGUCUCAGUAGGCUGGGAUCAUGCCACUGUGCUCCAGCCUGGGCGACAGAGCAAAACUCUGUCUCAAAGAAAAUGUUGUGGAACACAUAUUUUCUCACUGACAUGAAAAAUGUUUCAAAGAUGAAUAAUGUCCAUCAAGCCAUGGCAAUGGAAGUGAGGAUGAUAAAAGAUUGCACGGCUGUUUACAACCUCACUGUUAGUAUCCUGCUGGGAUAGUUGGUCUCCUCAUCACUGUAGCAUCUUUUAUGUACAGCAGAGGGCAGAAGCUCCUUGGCAUGUAUGUGAGGGAACCACAUAAAUGGAAGGCUGUUAUUCCUGAGAAAGCAGGAUGUGCAGACACUCACAGAACAAAGCCUUUGUAAAGGAAAGGUGGCUGAUGAGAUGGAGUGCUUCCUUCACCUGUGGUGGGUCUGUAGCCAUGAAAUCGCCCACUCACAAUCGCUUUUUGUAGCUACUGGAAGCACUAGGCGUCUGACCUGCCGUCGUCCUUGUUAUAAUGUCAUAAUCAUAUUCUGUCCAUGUUUAUUGCAGUUCUCUGGUUUGUCUGGAGUGUUUGCAAGUCAGUCAUCAUAGUGGCAGCUUCCGCCUGCUACAGGAUAUUUAUAUAUGGAAGCAUACCAUGGCAGGAGUGCUGGAAAGGUGGUGUCAGCUAACAGUUGCUUCAGCCAGAUAAGGACGGUAUCUUCAGUCCAAUAAAAACCUCAUCAGUUACCAACUAAAUCAGGGCAUGGUGUUUUUUUGUUGUUUUCUUUUUAAAGCAUAGUUUUAGUAAUAUAUUUACUAAAAACCUUAGACAUUAUGAAAAAAGUCAGGAUUUGGAAUCUUACACUGCUUGGCUAAAUUAACACAAUAUAGACCAACAGUUUCAUGCUGGGGCUUAUGGGCCUCAUAGGAGCACCCGUAUGCUGAAGAAAGGCAAAGAGAGAACUACAGAAUUUAUAGAAAAGUUUUGUUGUAGUCGCUUCUGAACAGUUAGUUUUUGUUUGUUUGUUUUGUUUUGUUUUUCUGGUAACCUAGCAGUCAAAGCUCACAUUUUUGUAAGUAAUUUGCAUGCUAUUACUCUACUGAGACUGAAUUAUGAUUCUUGAGUCUGGGAAGUUUUUGUUGCAUGUGCUCUGUGUUUUUCAUUUUUGAUAGAAAUGAUUUAGACUUGAUUUUAAAAAUUAUUUCCUGAAUGUGAAGAGGCAUUGACUCGGAAAUGAAAUUAAAGAACAAAUUACCAUGACUUAUUCAAUAACACUGCUUAUUAGCUUUGAAUUAUGCCCUAUUAUAACAAUUCCGAUUUUGUGGCAAGCAAUACUGGUGUGAGUUAUUUCUAUGGUUUGAUACCAAGCACCUGUGGUUAAAAAAUAAAGCACCAGGCAGUUUUUCAUAGACAAUUAUCUUUAUUUGUCGGAAUAUUUAUUUGUAAAUAGUCAAAGAAUUCUUAAAUGACAAAAAAUCAACUGUUAGCAGUGAUCUAAACCAGAGGAAAAUGAAAUUACUUACAUGUUUCCAGUCAAGGUAUAAGAAAGGGUUCUGUUAAAGGGAUGCUGUUGUAGCCAAUCUUGGUGAAUAAGCAAAUUUGCACACUGGAGUUGAAAGGAGGGUCGAGUUAGUGUGACGAAGAAUUGCUAGUAACACUGCCUUCUCCAGCCUUGCUGGUUGUUCCUAGAUGCCCUCGUUUGGAGAUGCCAAAGAUAGCAACUACUGGAUGUCAAACAGCUGUGGGGCCUGGUUUUAGGGCCAUGUGAUCUUGUAUCCAUUUACUAGCAGACUCAUGAGUCAUUUGCAAGUCAUUUGCAGGCUCUUGGAGCCCUGGAACAGCACCCAACUCAGUUUUCUCUGGUAGUUCUUUAUUUUUCCAUUUGCAUGUUGCAGUUCAUUAAAAAAAAUAUUGGAAUAGCAUAUAUUUACAUUGUGACUUCGCUCUAAAGAAGACAUUUUCUUUCAGAGCACAUCAUGGCUCACUAGGUUGUUGUCUUAGUUUUUUUUGGAGUCACCUUUUGAGUAGAUAGCAAGGCCAGUAAUUUGGAGAUUUUAUUAGCUGUACUCUUAAAGUCAGUUUUUGUGGCCAUGAUUUUCUAGCUAGGUCUCUGUUUUGUAAACAUCGAUUAAGCCUCAGUAUGAAAUUUAAGCAACAGCAGAUACAUUCCUGAAGGGGAAGCUAAGGCUCAAGGCUAUUAAGUCAGAGAUCCAAAAUGAACCGUGCUUCAGUUACCACACCUAAAAUAGAAGCUCUGUGCGGAACAGUGGUCCUGUGAUGUGACACAUAAAACUUUUUUUCCUGGUCAAAUAUUACUGUUUGGUCAAAUAUUAGUAUAAACGGAUGAUAAAAUAUAAAACACGUCUAAAAGAAUUGUUUUAAAAUCUGUGACUAUGCAUGAGUGAAUAUUUUGGGGCCUUGGUUUUAACUGCAAAAGGAUAAGAUUUGACUGACCUCUAAGGCCCUUUUAUUCUAUUUGCUGCAGCUUUUUAAUUUUUUUAAUUGUCAUAUCAAGUCAUUUCCUUAGGAAUGCUCUAUGAAGUAUAUUUGGAAUUCAGUAAUGUCAAUAAAGUGCUAUGGUAGUAUCUUAUCUGAAAACUCAGGGAAUUGUUUGUUCUUGUUAAUUAAAAUUUCAAGAUAAGUGAAACACACUUUUUUAGUUUUAACUCUAAAAAAAAUUUUUAGUCCAUGACUUUUUGAGCUCACUUUCUUAGCUAGGGUUUUCUGGUAGCACAUUUUUCACAAGUACCAGUAGUUUUAGGUAUUACUGGGAAAUUGUUGUUUUUUUAAUAUUUUAGACUAAGUUUAAAUUGCUCAGUAAAUGUCUGAUACUUUUUUUCCCCAUAUCUUCUUUAGGUGUAUACUUUUUUUUUUUUUUCUGAAUUUGGUUUCUCCCAGCUCUUUAUUGCUCUUCAUUCUGUAGUUGAGUUUUAAAGGAAAUUUUUGCAAUAACAGGAAGUAAACAGUGUGUUGUCCAAUACACACAGGCACUAUAUUUAUCACCUUGACUUUACUAGAGUCCAGAUAGACAUCACAUGAGGAUUUUUAUCCUCAAUCUUAUUUCUGUUCAUGUACUGAUUAUUAACUGCCUCCAAUUCUUUUGAAAAUGGUGAGAUUUAAAUCCUAAAUAAACAUUUCAGAUGUUCCAUCUUAACAUAAGUCACCAACUUCUAAACCUGGCACUGGGCGUUUGAAGAAUAAGAUUGGUCCCUACUCUAAGGAGUUUUCAGUCUAUCGGGGGAAAUCAAAGAUGUAAGCAAAUAAAUGCAAUAAAAUACUGUAGAUGUUCUGAUAGAAGAAUGUAAAGAAUCCAGCAAAGGCAAAAGGAAAGACAGGUUGGUUCUCUCCUCUUAGGGGAAGUGAUGUUUGAGCUGAGUCUUGAGGCAGGAUUAGGAAGGGAUAUACAAAAGAAAAGUAGCACAAAGCAAGACUCAUUGAACGCUGAAAAAAAGGCCCACUGAACGCUGAAUAGAAGGCCCGAUUCCAGCUCUGCUACGAGGCAAAUGUGUGAUCCUGGGCAUUUACCUCGCCGAGCUUCCAUUUCCUUAUUUGCGGAAAGGAUGGGAGCUAAAGCACAUCUAACACCCUUUCUAGAUCCAAACGUCCUCUAUCACGAUUAGACUCGAUAACUAUGAAAGGAAAAGCUUUUAUAGUAAUUGAAAUUUGUAUUUCUAGAGCCUUCUUUUCACAUAAUUAAAUGGCCACAAGUUCUCUGUUGUGCUAGAGAUACAUCUCCAUGUAAACCUUUUAAACUCUUCAGGAUUUUCAGUGUUGCUUGCAGUUGUGCUGUCAUUAGAGAAUAUUACCUUUAAUAUUUAAUAAACCUCAAGCUAUUACAUAAGUGACCUCAGUCUAAGGGAAACCCAGGUGGAAGAGAUCUCAGAGGUCCUGAAGUCUAGCAGGAUUCCUCUCUAUAGCAGCUAAGUUUGCUAAGAUUGUUGUCUUGGGGACUCACAGUCAGCAUCUUAUGGCUAAAGGAAUAGUGUGAAGAGAAGGACUUAUAUGCCAUAUGGAGGGAGGCUAUAAAAAUUGCAAUUUUCUAUUAAAGCCUCCUGCAAUUAGAAUUGUUCAUGGUAAUAUUCUCUUCUUUCAGAAUGUUUUGUGGCCACUGCUGACUAACUUAAUUUUGUCUACCUAGUCUUCUUGCACAAAGGAUUUGAGGCAUCUCACCAGAAAGUGAACAAUGUAAUAAAAGAGAAAAAUUUUAAAAUUAGUUACAAAAUAAAAACAGAUCCAGGGAAAAUAUAGGCAGAACUGAGACAUCUGAGGAGGAGAAAAGAGCGUUUGCAGAUAAGCAGGGUAUACAUGGAUGUACAAUUCUUAAAAUUGGGCCACACAUUUGACUGUGAGCUUCCUGGCAAGCAAAGCGAAAAGAAUGAUUACAAAGUGGUCCACAGAAGGAAAUAUUUUUUUCUGGAUAAGCCAAGUUCUCUAGAGCCUUAGUGGAAAAUACUAUUUGUGGGUGGUUCUGCAUAGGCCUGUCUGGCUUCCUGAUGGCUGUGGUUCUUGUGAAGUUGAGUUCACAAGCCCAACCUCUUGUUUUUAACAUCAGUGUUUUCUUCCAGGGACAAUGACUCAUUCUUCCCAGGACACUGGUUCUUGUGGCAUUCAGGAAGAUGGAAAGCUUUAUGUGGUGGAUUCCAUAAAUGACUUAAACAAACUAAACCUCUGUCCAGCCGGAUCGCAGCAACUGUUCCCUCUAGAGGACACAAUCCCAGUCCUUGGCACAAACUCAGGAAAUGGAAGCCGGAGUCUGUUUUUUGUGGGGCUGCUAAUUGUGCUGAUUGUCAGCCUGGCACUGGUUUUUUUCGUGAUAUUUCUAAUAGUUCAAACUGGAAACAAGAUGGAUGAUGUGUCAAGAAGACUAACAGCUGAAGGAAAAGACAUAGAUGAUCUUAAGAGAAUCAAUAACAUGAUCGUAAAGCGACUCAACCAACUCAACCAACUGGACUCUGAACAAAACUAAAGAAAUGAUUUUCUGAAAGCACCUGCUAACACCUUGAGCUUCUUACUUUCCUGGGAGUGUACAGGGUUAGGAAUUGAGAAAGUGCACUUCUUCAGGCAACAGAUGAUCUGGUCAGGGAACUCAUCCCUGGGGCCCACUUUCUGCAGCAAGAUGGGAGCAACUCCAAGACAAGUGGGUAUGGGAAUAGCAACUAAAAAGAGGUGAACUUGUCUCAGCCGCCUUUUAUGGUAGGGCGCUUCAACUUUAAUGGGGUGGGCGGCUAGCAGGGAGGAGAAUCAACAAAGCAAGAGAACUUGACUAUGUACGUCCAGCUUCUUACAGAAGGAGCUUUGCUACCAGAACAAGUUCACUGUGUCAGUGAAGUUCAUGACAGCUCAUGCACCUUUACAGAUGUCUGGGAAAGCCUAAGAAAUUCAUUGAGUUUUAGGUGUUGAAGGGAACCAGGUGAUUACUCUUUUCAAUAAGAGGGAUUCUGCUCAGGUGAUUAGACUUUGACUCUAUUUCCCCAGGGACAGCGAUGGGUGUGGGCCCCAGAGCUAGUUGCUGUCUGGUGUUUGCUGGUGAAAACAUGAGCAGUAGUUACGUGGGGUUGGGAGUCAAAAGGGAAAGCCUAAUUAAUUCAACUAAUGUUUAUUAAGCUCCUACUCUGUGCAAAUCACUCUACUCAAGAGGAGCUUACAUAAGAGUGCAGGAUAAAGAAAGGAGAUGGACAUUAUAUGCAAUUAUAUAAGCUCUGUGUAUUUUGUUUCUCAUGAAAAAACCCCUUUGGCACCCGGCUGAUUGAUUUGGAAGAAAUCUGGUAGAUUUGUGGCCUUUGCUAAAUUACACUAGGAAAUUAUGUAGUUAGAAUAUUUGGAACCUGCAUUAGUUCCAGCAAUGAAAGUAAGACACACAGCAUAUGACAUAAGAUACAGUGUGAAAUAAAUGAGUUUAAAAAGCAUAUGAGUCUUAGAAAAUCUUUUAUUUAAUAUAAAAAUAGUCUACCAGUCAAUUGAAGAAUGUAUUAUGAUUCUGUCAUUUUGGAUUGAUCAAAAACUUUUGGGUUUACUAGGAUAUUAAGCAUUCACUUUACAAUACUAAAUAGUUAAUGAAAUAAACACAUUUUGCU
Molecule: messenger RNA, 8398 nt
Organism: Pongo pygmaeus (Bornean orangutan)
Lineage: Eukaryota; Metazoa; Chordata; Mammalia; Primates; Hominidae
Gene: LSMEM1
Product: leucine rich single-pass membrane protein 1
Exons: 3
Coding region: 6895-7290 (131 amino acids)
Source: RefSeq, a predicted model, not a curated record